Molecule: messenger RNA, 1047 nt
Organism: Epithele typhae
Lineage: Eukaryota; Fungi; Basidiomycota; Agaricomycetes; Polyporales; Epitheliaceae
Product: alpha/beta-hydrolase
Exons: 4
Coding region: 1-1047 (348 amino acids)
Cellular component (GO): lysosome
Molecular function (GO): thiolester hydrolase activity; palmitoyl hydrolase activity
Source: RefSeq, a predicted model, not a curated record
AUGGUCGGCUUACUCUCACUCAGCUUUGCAUUGCUCUCCCUCGCCGGCUAUGUUCUCUCCACCCCCGUCACCCUUGCCGACCCCCCAAGACGGCCUCUCGUCAUCUGGCAUGGUCUUGGAGACUCAUACACGUCCCCGGGCAUGCUGGAGUUCAUCCAGCUCAUGAAAGACGAGCAUCCUGGCCUAUUUGUCCACUCAGUUCAUCUCGACGAGGACCUGGAGGCGGACCAGAAGGCUGGCUUUUUCGGGAACGUCAACGAGCAACUCGCAUUCGUCGCCGAGCAGCUCUCGAACGUCACUGAGCUCAAGCACGGCUUUGACGCCAUCGGGUUCUCUCAAGGCGGGCAGUUCCUCCGCGGCUACGUCGAGCUCUACAACGCGCCCCCGGUGCACAAUCUCAUCACCUUCGGCUCGCAGCACAUGGGUGUGUCCGACCUCCCGCUCUGCUCGCGCUGGGACCUCUUCUGUCAGCUCGCGCGGCGCGCCGCCCGCGGUGGCGUCUACACCGACUGGGCACAGGAGAACCUCGUCCAGGCGCAGUACUUCCGCGACCCGGCCAACCUCCCAACAUACCUCGAGCGCAACACGUUCCUCGCGCCUGUGAACAACGAGGUGCCUGGGGCGCGCAACGCGACGUACGCGGCCAACCUCGGAAAGCUCAAUCACCUCGUCCUCGUCCUCUUCUCCCAGGACAAGACCGUCGUUCCGAAGGAGAGCUCGUGGUUCGGCGCAUACGCGGAGCCGGAAGAGGACGGGCUGUUCGGCGAGUGGGCGUGGAGCGAGAAGACGAUUGUGCCCAUGCGCUUGCAGCCUUUGUACACUGAGGACUGGAUUGGGCUCCGGAAGCUGGACGAGAGUGGCCGUGUCACCCUGGAAACCUGUGAGGGCGAGCACAUGCAGAUCAAGGAGAGUGUUGGAAGCCCCUCGUGCAGCGCUACGUCGGGGAGGCUCUGUCGAGUGGGGUUCAGCACCACGGGCAGACAGUGCUUAGGGCACACGCUUAGUAUGCAUGCGCGAUGGAUGACGACGAGGAUGCUCAAGCAAUGA